GAAUGGCUUACCCGAUUAGCCGAACCAUAUUGUAAUUUUGCUCCCUUGGACAAGGAACAGCAACCUAGGUAUGAUGCUGGGAAGGAUCUAAUAGUCAAGAGCGUCGAAGUAACUUUUGGACCUCUCGAAUGGCGUUUGGAUCCAGUACAUACAAAAGCUGAUCUAGUUGAACAGUGGCAACAAGAUGAAAAUUAUCUGCUCGAGGAAUAUCUGGAAUGGUUGCCGGAGUCAUUGCACGGAGCAGUUACGGUGAUGUGGCCUCCUCUUGAACGGAAAACCACGAAGAUGGGCAGGAAUAAAAUCUAUAUCUAG
Messenger RNA from Strongylus vulgaris, 312 nucleotides. Lineage: Eukaryota; Metazoa; Nematoda; Chromadorea; Rhabditida; Strongylidae. The record is from the annotation of a GenBank genome assembly.